Molecule: messenger RNA, 768 nt
Organism: Pochonia chlamydosporia 170
Lineage: Eukaryota; Fungi; Ascomycota; Sordariomycetes; Hypocreales; Clavicipitaceae
Exons: 1
Coding region: 1-768 (255 amino acids)
Source: RefSeq, a predicted model, not a curated record
AUGUCACGCCAUGCACAGUUGCCAGUUGAGAUCCAGUACGAGAUUACUAAUCUAUUAGCAGGAGGCGACGCUUCCCGUACGAGGCAUACUGCAUUCUGCCUCUCUCCAGAAAAGAAGCUGGAGAUUGAACGGUGUCAUGCGUCAGUGUGGGGAUUAGUGCUCGAAGGCUGGAAUCAAGGUGCCUGGGAAGAGGCCCAAAAGACGAGUCAUGGUGGUAUGCACAAUCUGGUCCUACUUGGAUAUGAUUUAAAAUACUUAUACGACGGUGAGGAAAUACCUGACGGCCAUGGGCCAGUGGAAAUAUUCUUGCUGGCAUUAAAAGAGGGGGGGUGCACGGAGCCGCCAAGGGAGGUCACCGAUAAACUCCAGAAAUGGGCUAACCUGAAAGUUCAUUACGAAAGAUCCACGUUGGCGGCUGCUGCUAUCUGGAGGUUAGGAAUUCACAACACAUAUGCCCUAUGCUGGGAACGGAGUUAUGACUUGCAUAAGCUCCCUGUGCAGUUAUCGGUGAACCCGUCAUGGGGAAAUACACGGACUGGCAUUGUUGGUGGCCACCACAGGAGGGUUGGAAACGAACUUCGCUAUGUUUGGCGAAAGUUCACAGAGAUCAGCGACAAUUUCUGGUGGCGCAUUGAUCUCAACAGCCUGCCUAUAACCCACCCAGGGGCAAUGGAGGCCUGGAAGCUGCACUUAAGACUUGAAGGCAAAGUCGUUACUAUGGAAGAGGUUUUGGACUAUCUUCAGAGCCAUAUACAUUACAACCUUUAG